AUGACUCCUGACUCCAGGACAAAGUUCUUUGUUCACCUGUUUGUAGCAUCUCUUGGAGUAACUACCUUUACAUUAUGUGCUCUCUGCAUAGACCGUUUCCGUGCUGCCACAAAUGUGCAGAUGUAUUACGAGAUGAUUGAAAACUGUACAUCAACUACUGCCAAACUGGCUGUUAUAUGGGUUGGGGCUCUCCUGUUGGCACUUCCUGAGGUGGUUCUGCGGCAGUUGACUAAAGAGGACUCAGAAAUCAGCGGGAGCCCUCCCAUAGAACGAUGUGUGGUAAAGAUUUCUCCUCACCUGCCCGACACCAUCUAUGUUUUGGCACUUACAUAUGAUGGUGCAAGGCUGUGGUGGUACUUCGGCUGUUACUUUUGCUUGCCUACCCUCUUCACUAUUACUUGCUCUUUGGUGACAGCAAGGAAAAUCCGAAAGGUGGAGAAGGCUUGUACAAGAGGAAACAAGCGACAAAUUCAGCUGGAAAGCCAGAUGAACUGUACAGUUGUUGCACUGACCAUUUUGUAUGGUUUCUGCAUCAUUCCAGAAAACAUCUGCAAUAUAGUCACUACCUACAUGUCCACAGGAGUGUCUCAACAGACUAUGGACCUCCUCCACCUUAUUAGUCAGUUCCUGUUGUUCUUUAAAUCAUGUGUGACUCCAGUUCUUCUUUUCUGUCUUUGCAAACCAUUCAGUCGAGCCUUUCUGGAGUGUUGCUGCUGCUGCUGUGAUGAAUGCAUACAGAAGUCCUCUACAGUUACGAGUGAUGAUAAUGACAAUGAGUACACCACAGAGCUUGAACUGUCUCCUUUCAGUACAAUACGUCGUGAAAUGUCCACUUUUGCCUCAGUUGGGACUCAUUGUUAGCUUCUCCACUGGCCACAGUUCAGUCCCCGUUUUGUUUUGUUUUUCCCCAGGUUGUCUUCAGUGCGUUUCUGGAUUUGAUAUCGACUCUCAUUUUUUAUCUUGAGAAAGGAGAAAACAGAUAAUGUCCUAUUAGACUGACUAUAAACUGUUGCACAUAGUAACAUACUUGCUUUGAGAAAUAAUUCUUAGUCACUAAAAAAACAAACAAAUUGUAAUUACUAUUAUGGUGCUAGUAUUUUAUGUAUUAAGGAAAGGUGAAAGCCUUCUCUGAUCCCAUGUAUUAUUUAAUUUAAUUUAGGUUGGAUUUUAUUUGUUAUUUUUAAAAUAAUUGUUAAUUAUCUGAUAAUUGUUGACCUUGGUAAUGAUCCAUCUUACUGUACGCAUUUGUAAGGCUGCAAUCUUAAAUGCAGUCAUAUGAGAUUAAGUCCCAUUGAAAAUGAAUUUACAGGAUUCUGCUGCUUGCUAUUCAUCAUGUAUGCCCCUAGUUCUUUUGGCAGUCAGAAACUAAUAAUGUCUCGUUGAUUUCAGCAGAAGAGAGUGAAGUUCAUGUUCAAAUCUCCCAUUAAAAUCUAUGUGGCUUUAAACUAUUUAAGGUAGACUGAAUUGUGCUCAUUGUAUUUUCCCCCUCUUCCCAAAAAAUCUAUUGAAAUAGAUUGAAUCAUUUGAGAAUAGUUUUAAGUCAAAUUUAUGUAAAUUAAUAUGAGCUUAUUUGGGAUUUCAAAACAAACAAACAAACAAACACCCAGUCCACCAAACCAAGCUGUUAAGAAAGUGGCAUGAAAUAAAUGAGUUUAUAUUCCAUGACCUGUAUUAUUGGCCAGCAUUUUAACAUUUACACCCAAAAAUGUAGCUGUUAUAAGUGUAACUUAUAAGAAAUAUAAAGAAAUUCCAACAAUAAGUAAAUGAGGUUUUUUCACCCCUUUGCAUUAACCAGUUCCCCUCUAUAUGAAACUGGUUAGGCCUCAUCUUGAGUACUUUGUCCAGUUCUUAUUACCACACUAAGAACAAUGCUGGAGAAGUUCAGAGGAGGACAGUAAGGAUGAUCAGGGGACUGGAAACCAAGCCCUGUGAGGAAAGACU
Messenger RNA from Pogona vitticeps (central bearded dragon), 1941 nucleotides. NCBI's taxonomy places the organism in Eukaryota, Metazoa, Chordata, Lepidosauria, Squamata, Agamidae. The record is from RefSeq and is a predicted model, not a curated record.